AUGGACCAAAACCCCGAGACAGAGCUACUCGUCGCACACUCCUCUCGUGGCCGCGAGGCCUCCGCUUAUCUUUCGUUCGUUGUCGACCUAUACGACGAGCUUCCCGAAUACUCAAUUUUCCUCCAUGCCAACCCCGAGCAGUGGCACAACGAUCUAUUUGGUCCCCAAACAAGCAGCGUUUUGCACAGUCUACGCCGCGAAGCUGUGGAUGCUAUGGGAUAUUUGAACCUGCGCUGUGCGAAUAACCCAGGCUGUCCGAUUCACGUCAAUCCCCAUAGCCCCACACAAGCAGAUAUUGACAAGAAUGAUGCGCGUGCAAACUUUCCUAGUAUAUAUAAAGACAUUUUCGGGGAAGAGGCACAUGUCCCAGAACACAUUGGGGGAAUUUGCUGUGCCCAGUUUGCGGUCAGCCGAGCCCGCAUCUGGCAGCGACCCAAACGCGAUUAUAUCCGUAUGCUAACUUGGGUGAACGAGAAGAGUGUGCCGCUUGUUGAUGACUAUGGUGUUGGGUGGGUGUUUGAAACUUUGUGGCAUGUGGUGUUCGGUAUGGAAGGGGUCCAGUAA
Molecule: messenger RNA, 564 nt
Organism: Penicillium samsonianum
Lineage: Eukaryota; Fungi; Ascomycota; Eurotiomycetes; Eurotiales; Aspergillaceae
Product: DUF3431 domain-containing protein
Exons: 1
Coding region: 1-564 (187 amino acids)
Source: RefSeq, a predicted model, not a curated record